GCAAGGAAAGCCUCUUGUUUACUUAGUUGACUUCAGUCAAAGAAAGUAGAAACGCGGAUCCACGAAAGUAAGAUCUGUUAACACUUUCCUUUUGUUUUUCCCUUCAUGAGAUCACAAGUCAUGACCAUAUAGCAAGAGAGACAAAAUACAACACCAUUUCUUUCUCUAUUAACUCAAUUCCCACACCACUCAUAACUGAUUUACCGUAACUUAACAUACACAUCAUGCCACUUUCCGGUGCUUCUUCUUCUUAUUCUCAAGCAUCUGUCACUCAUCAAUACGAUGUCUUUAUCAGCUUCAGAGGUGAGGACACGCGUAACGGCUUCACCAGCCAUCUUCAUUCUGCUCUCCGCAGAAAUCAGAUCGAGACGUUCAUAGAUUACAGAAUCCAGAAAGGAGGGGCCAUCUGGAACGAACUUGUUGAGGCCAUCAGAGACUCAAACUUGUUUCUUGUUAUCUUCUCUGAAAACUAUGCUUCCUCAAAGUGGUGCUUGAGAGAGCUGGUGGAGAUCAUGGAAUGCAAGAAGGAGAAUGAAAAUGUGAUUGUGAUUCCAGUGUUCUACAGAAUACAACCCACACAUGUUCGCAAGCAGACCGGAACUUACCACACAGCAUUCGCUGAGCACCAGAAAUCUUUGGAGCGUAGCGUUGUGCAGCAAUGGAGGACUGCACUCUUUGAAGCUUCCAAUCUUUCUGGCUUCCAUUGCGAUCAUCACAGCUCAUCUGUCAUCUUCUCUCAUUAAAUUUAAUCGAAGAGGCCUAUAUAGCAUUUAGCAUUGCUGAUGUGGACGCUGGAUCUCCGUUAAGUGUCAUGCUAGCGAAUGGACAAUGGUCAAUAGUCGAUUUGUCUCCUUAUGAGAAAUAGUCAGGGGUUGAUUUGUUCCCCUAUGGUAAUGGUUAGGAGUCGAUUUAUUCCUCUUUAUUCACGAAAAACGACGUCAUUUUAAGUGCUGCAUUGAACCAAAACCUAUGCUAUUUGGGAUGAUUAUUCAUCUCAGCAAAAACCUCUCAUUCCUCUUUCAAAUCAAAUACGAAUUGUAAGACACUAAGAAAUUUGCCAAAAGCGGUUGGAUUUAUUAACGGAAUUACCAAAAAAUUUGCUGGUAAAUUUAUUAUCGUUGGAUUUAGUGGCGGACAAAUUUAAAUGGUAAAAUCUUCACCUAAUUACUGCAGACUUAAACCUCUAAUUAGCAAAUUUUUUGAGGUCGUCACCGUCUUUUCGAUAGUAAUUUUGGCCUCAUAAAUUUGUUUUUUCACGCGUUCCUCAUCGUUAGAUUUAUCUCCCGCUAAAUCCAACAGAAAUAUAUUAUUCAUCAAUAAUUAUAUUAAUUAAUACUGGCCCGACGGUAAAUCUUGAAGGUCAUGGUCAUGUGGUGGAUAAUAAAGUGAAAGAGUUAGAGAAAAGGUUAAUUGGAUGAGAGAAUAAGUUGAAGAAGUAUAGAAUGAAAAUCAGUGAAAGCAAAUGUGCCUUAAUUUUAAAUGUAGUGUUUUUGCAUUUUUUUUGUAGGGUUGUGACUUCAACAUUCAUUUUCCAACUUUAAAGAAAGUAUAGAUGGAUAAUAAAGAAACAAUUUAUCUUUGACAAGUUAACACCUAAUGCUAGCAUAAUAUGGAUAGCAACAUCGUUCUAAGACCAAAAAAUAAAUAAAUAAAUUAGAACAUUUGUCCCAAAAUCUAAAGUAUUAUAUCACCGAGAGGUUUUAAAUAAGUAAAGUAAACAGCUGAAAAACAAAAUAUAUGUCCUUAAGACAUGUAGCUAAUAUCCAUACUAGCAACGUCUUAGUUAUCCAAUAUCAAUUCUUUUUAUAGAUUUUGGUUUAGUGGAGCAUGUGAAAUAGCAUUGUUUUAAUGAAUAAAAGAAGAUAAAUUGACUUUUGACUAUUCUCUAUAUAUAAAGAGACAAAUCAAUGGCUAACCAUUAUUCAUAGGGAGUCAAAUUAACCCAUGACCAUUAUUCAUUAGUCAAUAUGGUACUUAAUGAAAACUCAACAUUUACAUCAGCAAUGUUAAGUGUCACGUAAGUCCUUUUCAUUAAAUUUGGUGAGAGAAAAUGACGGAAUGACCGUCAUGUCUCACGAUAGAUAGAAACAAGAUCGAAA
This is a messenger RNA of Arachis ipaensis, 2099 nucleotides long. Lineage: Eukaryota; Viridiplantae; Streptophyta; Magnoliopsida; Fabales; Fabaceae. The record is from RefSeq and is a predicted model, not a curated record.